ACUCCUCCACGGCGCAGGAUCACUUUAUAGCUUCCGCGGAAGAACCCGUCUCUGCUGUCCCGCUAAAGAUGGAGCUAUCUGCGGCAGGGGACCGUGUGUUUGCCGCUGAGGCCAUCCUGAAGCGCCGCGUCCGCAAGGGACGAAUGGAGUACCUGGUGAAAUGGAAAGGAUGGGCGAUAAAGUACAGCACAUGGGAGCCUGAGGAGAAUAUCCUUGAUGAACGACUCGUUGCAGCGUUUGAACAAAAAGAGCGAGAGCAAGAGAUGUAUGGACCUAAAAAGAGGGGCCCGAAACCUAAAACGCUGCUUCUGAAGUCAAGAGCACAGGCUGCAGAAACCUCCCCACGAGUCCAGGAGUUCAAGCACAGUCGUCCACAGCAGCAUUCCAAACUUCCUCCUCCCUCGGCCACACCAUCCUACACCCCCACUGCCUCCUCCAAUGCCAAGUUGCAGUCCGGGGCUGCUCAGCCCAAAUUAAAGAAAGACAUUCACCGUUGCCAUCGUAUGGCACGCCGCCCCUUACCCCGUCCCCCCGACUCUGCACAAACGUUCGGUUCCUCCAAUCCUUUCUCAUCCCGGCCAACAGUCAGUCCAUUCUCAGAAACAGUCCGUAUUCUGAACCGCAAAGUGAAACCCCGAGAGGUGAAGAAGGGUCGGGUCAUUCUGAACUUAAAAGUGGUCGACAAGGCUGGGAAUGGUGGAGUCCCCAAUAGUAAAAGGACAAACAUGCAAAGCUUCACCCAGCAAUCCCACUUUGGGCGCCAGAAAAUUCCAUCUCGGAAUAGAGUAAUUGGAAAGAAUAGGAGGUUUGGAGAAGGUUCGUACAGAGGAAUCCAGCCCCCCAUUAGUGGUUCUGGAUUCCCUGCAUUUGGAAAACUGUUUGACUCUGCAAGCAAUUCUGAGAGCCAGACUCAAAGUGUAGAGAAUCAUGGUAAUGCAAUCAGCAACGGUCUCUCUUCGUCAUCGACUUUCCCACCACAAAUCCAACCCAAGAAUUCCUCAUUGAUGCCCCAGGCCUCACCAACAACUGCCCCAGAUCAGGCCAUCCACAAACUCAGCCCUCAACCUGUGGCCUCAAAAAACAGCUCAGCUCCAUCCGUUCUUCCAUCCUCUCCCAUGUUUUCCUCUUCAUCCUCUGCAUCAUCAUCAUCAGAGGAGAAUGAGCACAUCCUUGACCUUUCCGUACCUCAUGAAAUGGACAGGCGAGUGCGGCGUCGCCAUCCCUUCUCUGGUCGUCGGCCACUAAAAGUCCCUGAGGUGCCCGUAUCGGAAGAGCCAUCAGAGGAAGAGAAGGAUUUGGAUUGGCAUCCUGACAUGACAUCCCGAUGUGCCAACGUGGUCGUCACAGACAUUACGGCUAACCUCUUCACCGUAACGAUCAAAGAAUUCUGUCAUCCACCCUCCGCAACCUCUCCACCCUGCAACCCCAAAAGUAUAUCAUCACAAAACAACACAUUUCAUUACUUAUUUUUUUCAACCGCCACCCUGAAGUUCAUUGUUGUCAUCUUGGCCGCCGGGAUGGUGGCGUUUAUUGGAGCGGUCAUCUGCAUCAUCGCCGCGGUCCACAGCGGAUCUCCACCGGCAUCCGCGGCCGCUGCACAGCCUCUGGCCGACAACCAGUCACUGUCACCGGACGCGAGCGGGAAAACGUUUUCCUCAGCCCGGGCAGGACCGCUGGACGCUCUCCAUGGUACUGACGCGACCAGUAGGGAUAGAGGGGUACCGGAGGCGCCUACCUUUUACGGUUUAACGGGAGUAGGAACAGGAGGUAGCGAACAGCAGGUCACUUACAGCAGACUAAUCUGCACCCCAGUGCCCGCCGGCGAGUGCAACCCAAAAAACUUUCAGCAACAAGCGGACGACCAGUCGCUUUAUGCGGGAGAGGACUGGGGAUAUCUCCGAACCACAGCCGAAGAGCUCCGGCAAACCGUGCUCCAGCAGAAACAAGAGAUACUCACGGAUCAGAAAACCAUCCGGGAGCUAACCGUAAAGCUUUCGGAAUGCGAGAGUGGGUUGAAGGGACGGAGGGUCCCGGAGCGGAGCGCGUCGCUUUCGGACACAAGAAAAGAGAACAAGGACCAACUCAUGAUGCGGGACGAUGCGGGAUUCUCAAUGCCGACGACUCAUGCGGUUGAGGAGCUGGUGCAUUCCAUAACCCAAAUGAAAGACCGCAUAGAGAAACUGGAAUAUGAAAUGGCCCCACCAGCGUUCAAUCACACAGACACAAGCUCACAGAAAGCCACAGGCACUGUCUCUAGCACUUCUCGUAAGCCAGUGGCAGCCACACAGAGACGAGUGGAGGACCUGCAAGGAGAACUGAAGAGAAAGAUAAAACUGCUGGAGGAAGAGAGAAAAGCUCUCCGCAAAGAGACACAGAAACACCAGGAGCAUAUUGACAAUGGACUGGAUACCAUACACCAGCAGAUAAACAGUCUGGAGAAAGAAGAAAGAAAGUUUACACAUCUGGGAUGGCAUGAGGGUCUGUCUGAGAACAAGUUUCCAGAGGGUUACAGGCUCUCAUUCCCCAUACGUAGUAGCUCCAUGUAUGCCAUUGUAAAACAGGAAAUCCCAGCCCUCCACGCUCUCACCGUCUGUAUGUGGUUUAGGCCUGCCAAGAGCAUCAUGGGAACAGCAGUUUCAUAUGCUGUAUCUGGUCAGAGCCACGAGUUUGUGCUACAGCAGCUGGUUCAUGGACCCAUUGAACUUAUAAUUAAUAAUGAGGUAGCGCUGUUGCCGCUGAACUUGACAGUGGGCAGAUGGCAGCAUAUGUGUGUGAGCUGGAACCAAAGGUCUGGAGUGUGGCAUGCCUACUUAGGGGGCAAGCUAAAGAGUCAUGGGAGUGAACUGGCAACACGGCACUCCAUCCGACCGGGAGGAACUCUCAUACUUGGCCAAGAACAAAGCUCGAUGGGUGGUCUUCGUUUCGAGGCAUCGCGGGUUCUGGUGGGAGAGCUGUCCCAGUUUAACAUGUGGGAUCACCUGCUAUCACACUCAGAGCUCUCUGCUCUCGCCCACUGCAGCACAGACAUGAUGGGUAAUGUAGUGCCCUGGACCAGCCGAAAGGUAGAGGUUUUUGGUGGGGUCAUCAAGCAACCGACCGAUCACUGCGACCACCGCACCAGCGCAAGGCAGUGAUGGGCUCCUGAUCAGGGAUAGUUUUAGGGUCAUAGAUGGGCACGGCAGAGAUUGUUGAGGGAAGAUAAACCCAUACCGCCAUCAAACAUUUGUGUAGGCUGCUUUAAAGGAACAGUUAAAAAUUCGGUCAUCAUUUACUGUCCCUCAUGAUAUUCCAAACCUGUGCUGUUAUCUUUCUUCCGUGGAAUUCAAAAGGAGAUGUUUCACCGAAUGCCCAAGCUGCUCUUUUUUCCAUACAAUUAGUAUGGAACUGGGGCUGAGUGCCACAAAGGUAAGAAAAGCUCAAUAAAAGUACAAUAGUCAAUAUGCUUAAUGCACUAUAUACCAAGUCUUCUGAAGCCAUAAUAGUUUUGUAUUAUGUAAAAUUUGAGUAAUUAUUCACUGAUAAUCUUUGCGCAUUCAACGAUGCCUUUUGUGUUCAAUAGAAGAGAGUCAUACAGGUUUAGAAUGACAUGAGGGUGAGUAAACGAUAACAGAGUUUUCACUUAUUGAGUGAACUGUUGCUUUAAGCAAGUGUUUGGGAAACACUUAGAAAAUGUGUGUCUAGUAGCUUAAAUAGGCUGGUAUUUUAUUUACAGUAACACUUUUCUUUUUCUUUUUUUUAUCUCUUUCAGUCUUGCUUAUAAUAUGUCUGAAAGGCAAACAUCACUUAAAACACAUUAUGAGGGAUCUUAAGGCUCAAUGCAUGAUGAAAGUAUAAUUUUGUUUAUUUUUUUUUCCACAGUUCAAAGCAAGCAUUUGAAUACUUUAGAUCUGUUAUUCUUAAUACCAUGUAGUUGCUUUCAAUUAGUUUAGAAAGAAACACACGCAAACAACUGGGAAUCUUUUCGCCGUGUUUGUUAUCAAUCUGCCGUUUGGGUGAGUUGUUUUUAUAUGUUUGAUGUUUUAUUCUUGUUUUUUUAAGGUUUUUUUUUUUUUUUUUUAAAGAUGUUUUUGUAAUACUUUGAAUCAUGCUGUUUCUAUGGUGAUCACUCCAAUAGACUGGAUCCAUAUUGGUCAAGCCAGUCCCUAUUUUAUUCUCCUCCAUCUAAAACCCUUUUAUAUCCCAUCAAAAUCACAUUCAGUAAGCCUGAACAGCAAAGGAAGGGAGCUCAAUACAUCAGUAACAGUUUAAAGACGACAUUUGGCUAAAUGAAUAAGUCAGCAAUAUUUUUAUUAAUAACUACAUAAACCUUUAAAGCCAUUUUAACCCUUUACAAUGUGGCAUCUACGGUGACAUACUUUUCAGCGUUCCUGUUAAAAUUAACCUGCAUAUAUCUACAGACAAAGAAGCAGAUAUAUAUAAAUAUAUAUACACAAAUUUAUGCAAAAUCUACUGAACAAAAUUGUAUUUGUAAAAUAAGCUAAUAAACAUUCCAUAUUGUUUAAUAUUUAUUUGUACAUUCCACAAUGCAUCUCUAUGUAAAUGUGACUGCUUAUAUAAAUUGCAUCACACUUGUAGUACACUGUGUUAUACUGUAUGUGGAUUAUACUGAAUGUAUUGUGUAUGUAAUAUACAGCAGGCUGGAAACUGCCAGUUUUGAUGGCCUUGCCAAGUAAAGACCCAAAUAUAUGGACAUUUUUAUCAUAGCGUACUGAAUUGAAAUUAUGGAUGUGGAAACCAUUGUUAUGAAUGUUGCAGUUGUUUUAUAGGCAUGAAGUUUAAGAUUUCCAUUGAUAGCGUCAUUGAUGAGUAUAAUCUCACAUGGUUGGGAACAGAUUUAACUUGUUGCUGACUGUUUCUGAAAGAAUGUUUUACCAAUGAAUUUCCUUGGCUUUUCACUCUGAUACAUAGCAUAUUUGCUCUUGUUAGUGCAGUUGGCAUUUCUGUGGUUAUUUUUUGAUGUUUAAUUAUUUUAAUGUCACAAACAAGAUUUAAACCAUAUUCACAAAGAGUUGUUUGCAAAGAAUUGAUAAUAGAAGCCAAAUGUAUUUGAAUGGCAAUGUUUUGAAGAUUGGAAUAAGUUUGAUAUGGUCUCUCUUUUUUGCAUUCUCGCAUUUAUAUAUUUUAUUAUUUUUUCUUUUCUCCUGGAAUCUCUUCAUCCCUUGCAUCCUGUCUGUGUCUUUGUCUGUAUUAAACUGGAGACCAAAUGUGUUAAAAUCUAAAAUGACCAUGAGAAUUAAAGUAUAUAGCACAACGAAUGCCAAA
Messenger RNA from Myxocyprinus asiaticus (Chinese sucker), 5262 nucleotides. RefSeq lists its product as uncharacterized. The record is from RefSeq and is a predicted model, not a curated record. NCBI's taxonomy places the organism in Eukaryota, Metazoa, Chordata, Actinopteri, Cypriniformes, Catostomidae. The coding region runs from base 69 to 3134 and encodes 1021 amino acids. The transcript has 11 exons.